Sphaeramia orbicularis (orbiculate cardinalfish) is the source of this 3152-nucleotide messenger RNA. Its product is annotated as inactive dipeptidyl peptidase 10-like. The coding region runs from base 49 to 2433 and encodes 794 amino acids. Gene Ontology annotation, molecular function: potassium channel regulator activity; serine-type peptidase activity. Gene Ontology annotation, biological process: regulation of potassium ion transmembrane transport; proteolysis. The record is from RefSeq and is a predicted model, not a curated record. Lineage: Eukaryota; Metazoa; Chordata; Actinopteri; Kurtiformes; Apogonidae. The transcript has 27 exons. Gene Ontology annotation, cellular component: plasma membrane; voltage-gated potassium channel complex.
GAGGCUGCAAUCCACGGACCCACACACCGACACUGUGGACCCGGUGCCAUGACCGCGUCCAAAGACCAGAUUCGGAAGAAGAAGUCCAAAGAGGCGCAGCAGGAUGAGGAGUUUGUGGACGUCAGCCCCCCUCAGAGGAACUGGAAGGGCAUCGCCAUCUCCUUGCUGGUCAUUGUGGUUGUCUGCUCACUCAUCACCAUGUCUGUGGUCGUCCUCACACCUGAGGAAGUCCCUGGGAACAGCAAGUCCAGACUGACUGUGGCCGAUCUGUACAGUCCAGAGUUCAGCGUCCAUAACCCGGAAGCCACGUGGAUCAGCGAUUCAGAUGUGGUGUACAGGAACCAGGACGGUCAUGUUGUAAAGUUCAAUGCUGCCUUGAACGAGACUCAAGUCCUUCUGACUAACAGCACAUUUGUGGCUUUCAAAGUGGCCAAGUACUCCCUUUCCGCAGAUCUGAAGUAUGCUCUUUUUGCUUAUGAUGUCAAGCAGGUGUACAGAUACUCUUACACGGCGUCCUACAUUGUUUACAACAUCUACACCAGGGAGGUUUGGGAGCUCAAUCCUCCGGAGGUUCAGAACGCCGUCCUCCAACACGCAGCGUGGGGAAGACAAGGACAACAGCUGGUUUACAUCUUUGAGAACAACAUCUACUACCAGUCGGAUGUGAGGAGUAACUCGCUGAGGAUCACGUCCUCCGGCCUCGAGGGCGUCGUCUUCAACGGCCUGGCAGACUGGUUAUACGAAGAGGAGAUUCUGCACACACACUUGGCUCACUGGUGGUCACCUGAUGGAGAGAGACUGGCUUUCCUCACCCUCAAUGACUCCCUGGUGCCCAACAUGGCUCUGCCCCAGUUCACAGGCAGCACAUACCCAAGAGGACUACAGUACCCAUACCCCACGGCCGGUCAGACAAACCCCACAGUCAAGUUGUCCGUGGUCAAUCUUUUCGGAGCAACACACACUCAGGAACUACAGCCCCCAGAUCAGCUCAAGCACAGGGACUUCUACAUCACCAUGGUGAAGUGGAUCAGUAAUACCCACCUGGCAGUGCGGUGGCUCAACAGGGCCCAGAAUGCAUCACUGCUGACAGUGUGCGAUGCAACUGUAGGAGCCUGUCUGAAGAGACAUGAAGAUUCUGCUGAUACAUGGCUCUCCAGACAGGGACAGGAGCCUCUGUUCUCCAAAGACAGGAACAGGUUCUUCCUCACUCUGCCCAUGAAACAAGGAGGUCAAGGAGAGUUCCACCACAUCACCAUGUUCACCAAAAAGCUGCGAAGUGAGCAGGAUGAAGUUCGCCACCUGACGUCGGGUGACUGGGAAGUGACAAAGAUCGUAGCGUUUGAUGAGAACAACCAGAUCAUAUACUUCCUAAGCACCGAGGGCUCAGCUCAACACAGACAUUUAUACAGUGUGUCCACCCUCAGCCUGUUUCCACGACAAUGUCUGACAUGUGAUCUGAAGGAAGAGUGUACGUUCUUUGAUGCUGACGUAAGUCCAGAUGCCCAACAUGUCAUCCUCUACUGUAAAGGUCCCGGCGUUCCAGCAGUGCUGCUUUUAAGUUUUGAUGAUGUGGAGUCAUAUUUCGUGUUGGAGAACAACCUCCCUCUGCGGUCGGCGUUGGAGACUAAACAGACAGUUCACACUAAGACCCAGAUGAUCACUAAUGACAACUUUGAGCUGCCUCUGAAACUCAUCUAUCCUCCUGACUUCUCUGAGUCCUACCUCUAUGGCCUUCUCCUUAUUGUCGGUACGUCUCCAGGGGAUCAGACAGUCACAGACGAGUUCAGGUUGGACUGGGAUUAUGUUCUGGUGGGAUCAGAGCAGGUCAUCGUUGCAAGGCUGGAUGGAAGGGGAUCAGGAUUCAGAGGUCAAAGGGUUUUGAAGCAGAUCCACCAGAGGCUGGGCACAGUGGACGCCGAGGACCAGAUAGCAGCUCUGGAGUACCUGAUGAAGCUACCGUACAUCGAUCACACUCGUGUUGGAGUGUUCGGAGAGGACUAUGGCGGCUACAUCACGCUCACGAUGCUGAAGUCCAUGGAGAAGCUGGUCAGAUGUGCUGCAGCUCAGGCUCCCGUUACCGACUGGAGCAUGUACGCCUCUGCGUUCUCCGAGAGAUACUUGGGUCCACCUUCAACUGAGGAGAGCAGAUACCAAACAUCCAAGGUCCUGCCCAGUCUCAAAGGUCUGCCCAGUGGAACUCUAUUCCUGGCCCACGGCACCGCUGAUGCAAAUGUUCACUUUCAGCACUCAGCAGAGCUCAUCAAGCACUUAAUUAAAAUCGGAGCCAACUACACUAUGCAGAUCUUUCCAGACGAGGGACACUUCCUGUCAAGACGCAGCCGGAUUCAGCUGACUCACUCCCUAAUUGGCUAUUUCAGAGGAUGUCUUCUUGACACGUCAUCGCUACUCGGCCGACAACAGGACGACGAGUGAGAGAGUGUGUGGUUGUAACUGGACAACAGACAGACAGUGUGUGUGUUCAUGAGUAUAUGUGGCCCUGGUAGACUGAAUCGGAGUGUGUGUUUGUGUUUUAUACCUGUAGCACAAUGUUUGAUGGCUUCUUAUUAACAUAUCAGACUAGUUUCUAUCGCUCAUCCUGUCAGUAGAAAGUCAGCUUUUUGUCUGAUAUCAUGUUGUAGUAUUCUUUUAGGAGGCUGUGAGAAGAAAACCUGCAGUUGUAAACAGUCAGAGAUUGUACUGUCACUACCUGAUGUGUACUGGAAACCUACUUUGUUCUACCUAUGUGCAAAAAUGUGGCUAACCUCCUAUGGCCAGUAUUUCAACCAUAGUUUACAGCAGUUUCAUAGUGUUAAUAUCAAGUAAUGGUAUCUUUUAUGGUUUUGAGUUAUGACGUAUAAAAUGUAGGUUUUUCUCAACAUAUAAACACAAUUUUUUUCUUGUUUUUGUAAACAGUGUUUGAUAUAUGGAGCUAAUUGAGCAUCACGGUGAUAGCAACUUGAUAGCAGUUUGCCCUACUGUCAAAAAAUUGUAUGCUAGGUUGAGUCUCCUGCCAGUGGCCUUGACCAAGGUACUAGCUUGGAUCAUGAGUUCAUCCUAGAAUGGGUUAAAUGGAGUUACAUUCUAACUUAUUAAAAGAAGAAGCUACUGUUUAACCUUCAAGUGGGUUGUCUGUUGAGUUGAGACUUUUUCUG